CUCCUCCUCAGUCUGCGUCAGCCCCGUCAAAGUCUCCGGAGGGGAGCUGCGUUGGUGCUGAAGCGAGGCUGAGGGAAGAGCACGGCAGGCCGAAUCCCUGCGCGAGAAGAAUGGCUUUCAGGAGCCUUGAACCCUCUUCCUGUGAUACUUUUGUGGCUCUGCCUCCUGCCACAAUUGGCAAUAGGAUCAUCUUUGGUAAGAACUCAGAUAGACCCUCUGAUGAAGUCCAGGAGAUUGUGUACUUCCCUGCUGCAACUCACAGCCCAGGAGAAAAAGUUGAGUGUACUUACAUUGAAAUUGAGCAAGUGCCAGAAACAUAUGCAGUUGUCCUGAGUCGUCCAUCAUGGUUGUGGGGUGCUGAGAUGGGGGCCAAUGAGCAUGGAGUUUGCAUUGGAAAUGAAGCAGUGUGGGGGAAAGAAGAAGUCCACGAUGAGGAAGCACUCCUAGGCAUGGACCUUGUCAGGCUUGGUCUUGAAAGAGCUGAUACAGCAGAAAAAGCUGUCACUGUCAUUGUUGACUUGCUGGAUAAAUAUGGCCAAGGUGGAAACUGCAUGGAGAGUCACAUGGCAUUUUCAUACUAUAAUAGUUUUCUAAUAGCAGACAGAAAAGAGGCUUGGGUAUUGGAAACUUCCAGAAAGUACUGGGCUGCAGAAAAAAUAGGAGAAGGAGUAAGGAAUAUUUCCAACCAGCUUUCAAUAACAACCAAAAUUGAUCGUGAACAUCCUGGAGUCAGGAGUUAUGCUACCAGCCAAGGCUGGUGGAAUGGCAAAAAAGAAUUUGAUUUUGCUGCCACUUACUCAUAUGUAAAUACUGCCAGGAUGACUACCACAAGAGGCAGAUAUUGUGAAGGCUAUAAGCUUCUAAAAGAAUACGAAGGGCAUAUAACAGCUGAGACCAUGAUGGCAAUCCUUCGAGAUAAGGAGAGUGGCAUUAAUAUGGAAGGUAGCUUUAUGACUACUGGAAGCAUGGUUUCCAUAAUACCGCAAGAUCAGAACCUCCCUUGCAUACAUUUCUUCACUGGAACGCCAGACCCCGAGAGGUCUGCCUUUAAACCUUUUAUAUUUGUGCCAAAUAUUAAUCAGCUACUAAAAACAAGUUCUCCAGUAUUUGGUCCUGAGGAUCCCGUUAAACAGCAACCACGCUUCCAAACUAAGCCAGACAGAAGACAUGAACUCUACAAAAAACACGAAAGUGCAGUUCACUUAAUAGAAUCCUCUACGGAGAAGGGUAAAAUCAUCAAAGAAAAGAUCCAAAAAUUGGAAAAAGAGAAGAUUAGCCAAAUGGAGACUAUUCUACAGAAUGGACAUCUUGAUGCUGAUCAAGUAGUUCAUCUUUUUUCUAACUGCACGGAAGAAGAAAUCUCUGCAUAUGCCUAAUGAACUUUUGCAGUUGCUUGGUUUCACUCUCAACUGCUUGUUUCUCAAAGCAAUUUUAGUUUUUGCACAUUUAUUGGUAAAUGAGGAGUUGUGUACGAUCAUGGAUAUGUAGCAGUUGUGAAUAUGUCACUGGAUGUUAUGUUUUUGCAUUUGCACAAUGUAUUCCAGACAGUAUUUUCAGACUUUUAAUUGCACUGUGAAAUUGUGUGAAACUGCUGUAGUCUUCCCAGUUGCACUAAAGCACUUAUAUUUUCUAAAUACUUAAAAAAAUAUUGGCUGGAAUUCACCAGGUCAGAUAUGAAUCCUUAAUCUACAGUUAACCUGCAGUUAUUUACGACAUGUUCAAAUUAAUGAUCCCUGGGUAUCUACUAGUCUGCCUAAAUACUCCUAAGGACACCAGCUCCCAUCUGAUCUUGGAAGCUAAGCAGUGUCAGUGCUGUUUAGUACCAAUGAAUACCAGGUGCUGUAGUUUAUAUUUCAGAGGAAGGAACUGGCAAAACUACCAAAUGUUCCUUGCUUAAGAAAACCUUAUGUAAUUCAUGGGUUCGCCAUAAGUCAACAGGCAACAUGAAGACAUGUGUACAUGUGCAUUUAUUCUGUAGUUUAGGGGAUUCUUAGGGACUGUGAAAGUCCCAAUACCCAAUUACCGAGCAGUAGCUUCUGUGAAGGGUGCAGGGGUAUUUUUCUCUUGCUGCCUGGAAACAGCUAACAGUUCCACUUCUGUGAGCAAGUUCUGGCAAGAGGAGAUAUUGUGAUUAUGGUCCUUCUGCAUGUUGCAUCAAAGAUCACUCAUAGGAGUGGAAACAUUAGUGAGAUGCUUCCUGAUCAACAAGGGAACAGAUCCUCACUGGCUGCAGUGGUGGCUGCCCAGUAGUGAAGAUUGGGAGUUGGAAGGCAGAUUAGCAGUCACUGCAUAGCAACAGAACUAGAGCAUAGUCAUGGGACUGGUAUUUGUCUCAUAUGUUUCUUUCAUUUCAUACCAUUCAUUUGGAUGGCAUAAAAUGAAAGACCCCUUGAAUGAAAGAACGGGUGACACAAAAAAGAAAGUUGCACGGUAACCAUUUGUUUGGUUUUUGGGCCGUGUGGCUUUCCUCACGUGGCCCAGGGAGUCCUAUAUACCUCUGAGGAUGAGGUGGUGGUGUUUGGGCCAAUCAGAGGCCAAGAAAACUGAUGUCACCAGGCUAUUUAAUUGGAUGACUGCCCCCAAGGUGCCUAUUGUGGGAGUGUCGUUGGUUCUGGCCCGUUGCUGCUGCUGCUGCUGCUCUCUCCUGCCUGCCAGUGGUUGCUUGCCUUCCUUGCCUAAGUUGCCUUGCUGCCAGCCAGCAGGGAAAGAUUUUUUGGGUUGUUUUUUUUUUGCCUUAGCUUGGCAUCUUUUUGCUUUCUUUAUUUUUAUUUCUUUGUUUUUCUUUAAACGAUCUGGGAGUUUAAAAGGGCUGGGGGUGGGUUUGGGUGCUGAGUGGCGCACAUGGGGCUUUGGGGAGAAGGAGAUCUCUUUGCUAGCUGCUUUCUUCCAUUUGCUUUAAUAAUACUUUAAAA
Molecule: messenger RNA, 2912 nt
Organism: Anolis sagrei ordinatus
Lineage: Eukaryota; Metazoa; Chordata; Lepidosauria; Squamata; Anolidae
Gene: SCRN3
Product: secernin 3
Biological process (GO): proteolysis
Molecular function (GO): dipeptidase activity; cysteine-type exopeptidase activity
Source: RefSeq, a predicted model, not a curated record